Hevea brasiliensis (rubber tree) is the source of this 1037-nucleotide messenger RNA. Its product is annotated as CASP-like protein 5B2. The record is from RefSeq and is a predicted model, not a curated record. The transcript is spliced from 3 exons. Gene Ontology annotation, cellular component: membrane. The coding region runs from base 349 to 813 and encodes 154 amino acids. Lineage: Eukaryota; Viridiplantae; Streptophyta; Magnoliopsida; Malpighiales; Euphorbiaceae.
UCAGUGUUUGCCUUUUUCUAAUAAUUGUAAAUAUUAAAAAGCAAGAGUGUCAGUUUUCAAGGAUAUAGGAACAUUCCAUUAUGACAAUUAAGAGAGACCCGUAAGAAUGAAACUCAAAUCCAAAUCUAUGCAAAUCCCACUUUCACAUUAAAGCCUUUUUUAUUUCUUCACAGGAAAGUGGUGGUGGUGGUGCAUUCAUGGAAUCUUAUAAAAGAUCAAGCUGAAAAGCACCCAAUACCUUCUUAAAAAAAAAAAAAAAGACCUUCUUGUUCAUUCUAUUGUUGAAGGGUGUUUUUCUGGAGAGAGAAACUUUCUUUCUUUCUUUCUUUCUUUCUUUUAGAGAUAGAGAUGAAGGAGUUGUUUGGGAGUCCAGGGAGAGUCAGUGGGCUGGGACUUAGAAUUGGGCAGUUUGCUUUUGCAGCUGCUUCAAUAGGAGUUAUGGUCUCUGCUCGUGGAUUCUUUAACUCCACUGCUUUCUGCUAUUUGAUUGCGUCAAUGGGGCUUCAAGUUCUCUGGAGUUUUGGGCUUGCAUGCCUUGAUCUUCAUGCUUUGAGAUCAAAGAGAAACCUGCAAAAUCCUGUCUUAGUGAGCCUAUUUGUUGUUGGUGACUGGGUUACAUCUAUUCUAUCACUUGCAGCUGCGUGUGCAUCAGCUGGAGUAACAGUUUUGUACACAAAAGACUUGCAUUACUGCAACAGACCGCCCUUUUUCCCAUGCAGCAGGUUCCAAAUCUCCAUUGCUUUGGCAUUUAUCUCAUGGUUCCUCCUUGCUAUAUCUUCUCAUAUUAUGUUUUGGCUUUUGGCUAACGUAUGAAUUAAUCAACAUCAACCACAUUGCAAUAUUCUUCAUUUUACCUAGUAAAUAUUGUUAUUUCUGGAACACAUCUGUUUUUCUUGGAAAUGUCAGAACUAUCCCUUUUUAAUAGCAAGUUUCUUAGGCCAACCCAUAUUUUUUGUUGCUAUCUUGUGUUGCAACAGCCUGUUUUGACAAGCUGAAGAUUGAGAAAAUUUGAGAGAAGAAACAUUGUUUUGCUGCUC